This is a messenger RNA of Spodoptera exigua (beet armyworm), 4472 nucleotides long. Lineage: Eukaryota; Metazoa; Arthropoda; Insecta; Lepidoptera; Noctuidae. The record is from the annotation of a GenBank genome assembly.
CCGCUUUGUAAUUCAAAACGUUAUGGUUGGUUGUUGAAAAUUGAAAAUAUCGUGUUAUCUGUGGUCGUGCUGUGUCAGACGCAACGCACGACGUGUAUUUCUAGAGAAGUUGGCCGUCAUUUUGUUAUAUUUGUGUAUUUUAUCUGCGAUUUUAUGUGAUUAAUCGUUAAAAUGGCGAAAUUAGUUGAUAUAUACAACAGCGAAAAAGAACCUGUGAUAAAAAGACGGCAAUUGCCGUUAACUAUCUACGAAAACCUUACAAUGAUCAUGGAUUUAAACACAAUGGGUUUAAUUUGUGACAAUCCACAAGUAAAAGGUCGGGAGUACGAAGAAUUUAUGCGCAAAUAUAAAAUUCUAACGACGGACGAACUUAAAGCAGCGCUCAGAGUCGAUUCUUCUGAUAUUUUUAAUGUAUUAAAUCAAAGCAUUCCUUGUGUAGGCUGUCGAAGAAGUGUGGAACGCCUUUUUUAUCAACUAUGUAAAUCAGGACAUCCCACAUUGGAUCCAUUAGUGCUGACACCAGAUGAAAUAAUGACAAUAAGAGAAGACAAAAUAAUUCAUCCACAGUCCCUAGCCACAUUACUGAAUGGUCACAGUUCGGGAAUAGAAUGUCUUAUUCUUAGCCAGCCCAGGUGGAAGAAAUCUCAACGAUGUACAUUACAUUCGUUAGAGGCUGGCACGGCCCGGGGCUGGGGUGGGCAAGCGACGAGUGCGGGCACUGGUGCCACGGGGACGAGCGCGCCGUGUGGCUGGGGCUGGGCAGCAUGGGGCUGGGGCGGGCGGGCGGCCUGGCGUGCCGCUUGGGACGCUAUGCGUGCCUCGGCCCGCGACCACGUCACCCUCGUACACUUUAAUACGUUACACGACACUCUCCAUAACUAUUUGAGAAAGCAUCGUUUCUGUGCUGAUUGUAAAACUAAGGUAUUGAGAGCUUAUCAGCUGUUAGUGGAAGAGAAAGAACCACAAAAAGAGAAAGGAUAUGUUGGUGCGCUGUAUGGUGGUAUCAAGCGAUGUCUUUUAGAUAAGCACCUGCACUUGCAAGCUAAGACUGACUAUAUCGCGCACCUUAUAGCUAGAGCGGAGCCUGAACUAUUGGGAAACCACAGAGAGAGGCAUGCUAAGACAUUGGAAAUUGCACAAGAGGAGGUACUUAUCUGUCUCGGCAUAUGUAUUUAUGAGCGACUGCAACGCAUCUCUCUAAGGCUACGCGAAGAAGAAGGAACGUGUCAAACCCUCACCGCGGUCGCAGUAGAGGCACUCUAUCGCAAGUUUGAAACAGCUGUGGAACAUAAAACCGGAGUCUCAAAACUGCAGCUUCUAUAUGAUGAAAUUACUCAAGAGGAACAAACCAGGCAACAGAGAAAGGAACAGAAGAAACUCAAACGACGCAAGAAGAAGGAACGACAAGCUGUCGAAAGCAAAUGCAAAGAGGCUGAUUCAGAAGAACCUGAUGAAAAGUGCCAAUGUGAGGAAUGUUUAUUAGAGGAACGAGACACGCCAACGGAUCUGCUUUCACCGCGUGACUACAUUAAUCAACAGUGUUAUGAAGCCAGUGGUGAUGGAUGUCAGUCGUGUCAAGACGAUACUACAAAACGUCGCUCACCCAAAAAAACGGGCAAGAAACGGACCAAAAACGGUAACCUGUCGCCGAACGAGCAUUCUCAAGACUGUGGGUACUCAUCUGGGAACAAUGGAGGUUGCUGUGAAACUAUGUCUGGCAGUUCCUCUCUCAUGAGUUCACCCGAAGGUUCUGAAGUGGCUUGUUCCGAAGGGUUCUGUAAUCAUGAGAGAGGCGACUGUUUAGAUUUGGCUAAAAAUGAUAAGUCUUUAUGCUCAGGUUUCACACUUUCUCUACAGGAAAUGUUAAUGGACACAUGUUCAUCAGAUGAAGAACAGGAUACAAGUUAUAUUCCUAUAGAAGAGGUAAUGGAAUUUAAAUCACGUAGAAAUAUAACUGAAAAAAGACAGGAGUUACGACAGAACCUCCGCCAAAAAUUCGCUCAGCUAUGUGUGAACACGCCGCAGAUACAGCCGCUUAAACAAGACAAGUAGGCCGCCUGAAUGGCGACACUUUCCCGUUAUCAUUCAACUGCACUUUGUAAACCCAGUCAUGUUAUUCAAGAUUGGCUAUAAACCUGCUUUUAUGGCCUGUAGAUAAAACUCCUAAUACAUAAUACUAAUAUCCGGGAAUCCAGUAAGUAAUAUAUCGUAAUCUGGUCAGCAAUGUUCUGAUUAUGUGCAUAUUACAUCUACAUUCAAUAGUAACUAAUGUUAAUUAUAUGUACUGUAGCAUACCAGGUUAAGUUCUUCAGGUCUAUCUCCCUGCAUAUGAUAGUAAAAUAAAAUGUGUUAAAUACUCAGUAAUGUGCAUUAUAUCUAUACUAGUUCAACAUUAUUAAGCAAUCAGUUCAAAUAUCGUAUAGACUGACAUAUUGUUAUAACAUUAUAACAAACAUUGAAUUUGAUAUAUUCUUGAAAAAUCCAAAUCAACAAAAUAUAAACCAUCAUCUCAAAUCAACAUCAACAUUGUACAGAACAGAAUCAAAGUAAAAAAUGUUCUUAAAAUAAUACACCAUUUAUAAUAGAUCCAUGUACUGUAACCAUAAUGCAAUAGAUUAGUAUAAAAAUGUUGGUGGAUGCAAAUUUAAAAUAGUUCAUAAAUUUAUUUGAAUUAAAAAAAAUUCAUGUGUUAAAUUGUGUUCGAUGGCAUAGUGCCUAGCACUGGAAAAUCUGCAAGUGCAUGUUUGAAUGAUUCCAAAAAUACAAUGGAUUGACUGGAUUAAAACCAGCAUUUAAUAUAUUUACUAUUUAAAUUGUUAGAAAGCUUAGUAAUGAAAUAUUUAAAGUAGCAUUUUUGAUCAAAUUAUUUUAUUUCAAUGCUUUAUGUGACUCAACAUUGUAUGGUUCAUGAUGAAUUAUUGCUCGUUAUCAAAAAAAGCUUAGAAAAGCAAAAGGUCGGGAGUUACCUUGGCUGUUUCGCCAUUGUUAUUAAAGUCGGAAAACAUUUGUAAACUCAGUUUUAAAUAUACUAUAUAAUACAGUGAUAAUAAGUUUUAUUUACAAUAUACUAUCCAAUUUUACAGAUUGCUAUCUCUAGUUAUUAUAACUGUCCAAUGCAAAGUGUUGCAUUAGUACCACCGAAACCAAACGAAUUUUUUAAUGCAACUCUCCUGUCAACAUCCCACGGCUUUGAUUGUUUUGCAACAUAAUUCAAAUUAUCAACAGGAUCUUCCAAAUUGAUUGUUGGUGGUAUUAUUCCAUGAUGACAGGCCAAAACCGUAAAUACUGCUUCCAAAUUACCUGCAGCACCUAGUAAAUGGCCAUGAGCUCCUUUUGUGGAUGAAAUCAAUAUAUUUGCACUAUGAUCCUUAAACAGAGUUUUAAUAGCUGUUGCUUCAAUACCAUCUCCUAUAGGUGUUGAUGUGGCAUGAGCAUUAAUAUAGGUAACUUUUUCUUUUUCAAUGCAGCCAUCUCUCAACGCACGGCUCAUUGAUAACACAGCUCCACUUCCAUCAUCUCUAGGAGCAGUUAUGUGACUUGCAUCUCCUGAUAACCCAUAUCCUAGAAUUUCUGCAUACAUUUUUGCAUUUCUCUGUAAUGCAUGCUGAUACUCCUCCAAAACUAAAACAGCUGCACCUUCACCCAUAACAAAGCCAUCCCGUUUCUUAUCAAAGGGCCUGGAAGCUUUUCCUGGAUCAUCAUUGAAUGAUGUGCUCAGUGCUCGUAAUCUACUAAAUCCCGCUAUGGCUAAAGGACUGAUACAAGACUCUGCACCUCCACAAACCAUUACAUCUGCAUCACCAUUUCUUAUAAAUCUAAAGGCAUCACCUAUGGAAUGUGCACCUGUUGCACAUGCUGUAGAUACUGCAUGGUUAGGUCCUCUGAAGCCAUAUUUAAUGCUUAUGUGGCCAGCGGCCAUGUUAGGUAAUAUCCUAGGAACAAAGAAAGGGCUAACUUUGUUGUAACCUAUUUUCAAUGCAUCAUUAGUGUCACAUACAUCUUUCAAAUCUAUCAUUCCCAUCCCAAUAGCUACACCUGUGGACUCUCUGUCAAUAUCAGACUCAGGUAACCAUUUUGCAUCAGCCAAUGCUUCUGCUGUCGCAACAAGAGCGAGGCAUGUAGCUGGAGCCAUGGACUUCAGGUUAGACUUAGAUAGUGCUUUCGUCACUCUAUCAUCUUUGUCUACCGGUACUAACCCGGCUACCCUGCAAGGUAAUUUAGAGUAUUCAUUGCCUUGCAGACUGACUAUACCACAUUGACCUUUCAAAAUGUUUUGCCAUGCUAGUUCUGUACCUGUGCCAAGAGGUGAUACCACUCCUAGGCCUGUUACGACAACUCUUCUUCGUUGUGGAGACUGAGUGAUUGUUCUUAUUUGAUGAAUUAAUUUUCCCGACAUGAUUUUUAAAAAAGAUAUACAGAGGUGACACUUAAAGUAUACGGCUACCUAAAUAUGUUCUUAACAUAAAUUUCAC